Pieris macdunnoughi is the source of this 891-nucleotide messenger RNA. The record is from the annotation of a GenBank genome assembly. NCBI's taxonomy places the organism in Eukaryota, Metazoa, Arthropoda, Insecta, Lepidoptera, Pieridae.
AUGCUGCUUCUAUGGUUCAUCAUUUCAUUCGGAAUUGGGUUGCACUUAUGUUUGGAAAUCUCGUAUCCUUGUAAUGAUAAUGAGUUGGAAGAAAAGUUUGGCUGCGACAGAAUCUGUUCAGCUCGAAGCGAACCUUGUACUAUCAUUGCAAGCGAUGAUUCGAAUAAAUGUUUUUGUGCUUUGGGAUUUUUCAGAGACCACAAUGGAAAGUGUGUGCUUGCCAGCGAUUGUUCUCAAUCUGAUACCACAACCACCACGCAUUAUUUAAUGAAAUGUGGUUUACACCAAACAUAUAAAACAUGUGAGCCCUGUGAGAAAACAUGUGUGGAGCCCAACCCAGUGUGUAAAAGGAUUUGUGUGGAUUCAAACUCUAGCUGUGAGCCAGCUUGUAUGACCGGAUGCUUUUGUGAAGAUGGGUAUUUUAAAGCCCCCGAUGGGCGAUGCGUUCUUCUAGGUGACUGUCCUAAAGCGGAAAUAAUGAGUGUCGCCAACGAGCCCUCAAUCGAAGAGUGUCAGCAAGAUGAGGUGUUUGUAUGGUGUGGGUGGUGUGAAGCGACAUGUUCGCAACCCAGCCCUGACUGUCCACCAGACGUGUGCACGCGAGGGUGCCUCUGUCGUCCACCGCUAUUGCGGCACAGGAGUGGACACUGCGUGGAAAAGAGGGACUGCUUCGGACACACAUGCCAUGAUCGUAACGAAGAGUAUGUUUGUCGGUAUGGCUGCGAACCAAGUUGCGAGCGCCGAGCGUGCUUCCGACAACGUCGCUGUUCCUUGGGAUGUCAUUGCAAAUUUGGACUAUUAAGAGAUAGAGAUGGAAAAUGUGUAACAGCCGAUAAAUGUGAAAUAAAUAUUACUAUGAAUAAUACUACUAAUACUCCGCCUUUCGUAUAA